GAUAUUAUAAUAAAUAUCAACCAAAAUGUCAAAUAAAUAGAUUUCAUUUCACAUCUACCAAAAUAAUCAGUUUUCAUAUAAAAUUACACGAAAACUGAUCUUGGCACGAUGCCCUGUGUGGUCAACUGACACCAUUAAGUGAUGAAAAAUGACACCAUUAAGCAUUGAGAAACAAAGACACACCCUUAAUGGCUCAGUUGCGGAAAUAGCUACCCAAAAUCGUCAGCCCAUACCUGAAUCUGGGAAAGGCACACAUCAAAAUUUUGUGCAAACAUAUGAUAUGGCCAUUAGAUACACAGCGAUAAGACGCUGCUAUUCCCGUUUCAGUCAAGAGCACAGUGGUGGGCAGAGACUGGCCAGACCAGCAUCGGUGCUAACGGACAAAUGUCUACAUUAAUGUUACAGCUAGUGGGGUUCAUGUUGUCAAUAUUAGGGACAUUUUUGAUCAGCUCUGCAACGGCCAUAGACAUGUGGACCAUUGAAGACCGUGCUUUUACUGUAGUAACCAGCAUUUAUGCAUACUAUGGACUGUGGUACUCAUGUGUGGGGACAGAGUAUGGUUCUACACAAUGUCGGCCAUAUUUUACUAUUUUGGGGUUGCCUGGCCUAUUCCAAGGUGUGAGAGCGCUCAUGAUUGUGGCCAUCGUUCUCGGAGUUAUCGGAGUCCUCAUUGCCAUUUUUGCCCUUAAGUGCCUCAGAAUGGGCAACAUGGAGGACCGUGUGAAAGCAACCAUGACUCUGACUUCAGGGGUCAUGUUUGUUAUUGCUGGGAUCUGUAGCAUUGCUGGGGUUUCCAUCUUUGCGAAUUUGAUCGUGACCAACUUUGCGCUCACUACCUAUACCUCACCAAAUGGGUUGGGUCUAGUUGGCUCUGGCCUUGUUGGGUCACCUCUUACUCCGAGAUACACGUUCGGCUCGGCCCUGUUCGUUGGUUGGGUCGGUGGAGGUGUUCUGUUUAUUGGUGGAAUAUUGCUGUGUUUGGCCUGUCGUGGACUGAUGCCUGAGAAACGCUAUGAAGGAACGGCGUACAAACCUGCAACCCAGAGUGGCAUCUACAGGUCAGAAGGCUAUCCCAAGACUUACAACAGCUCCUACAAGGCUCACAGUAUUGACGGCAGACAAUCCAACCAAAGAUUUGACUAUGUAUGAAACUUGCUAAUGGGCAUGCAGGAUAGAUGACCAUGGGAUAUUAAUACUACCAGUGUAAAGUAGCAACACAGAACAGAAGCAACACAGUGACCUAGCAAUAUGCGUGUAACAUUAAUACCAUAGUAGUAGCCCAUAAUAAUUCUUUAACAGAGGAGUAUUUAUAAAACACCCAUAACGAUCGAAUAGAGCUUGUGAUAGAGUCAAAACUCUGGUAGAGAGAAACAUUUUGGACUUGUAGACUGAAGUCUACUCAAUAUCCAGGUCUAAACAGAUAACCCCUUUUUAUACGGAGUGCAAGCGGUGUUAUUUCAGGUAUUUUCUACUGUUAUUCAUUCUGGUUGUGCUUCUGGGUUACUACUUAUUUUUCAAGCCUGUUUUUUGUAGGUUUCAUUUUAUUUUAUGUUAUGUCAGUUAUUUUUAUUUUUAAAUUUCAGUGAGUUUUAAUCUAGCCAAUGCUUUUUGACAGCUAUUAAUCAUGUAACAUGUAGCUACACAUAUACUGGACUAUGCUCUUAGAACUCUACAAGAGUGCGUUGCAUCUUGAUAUUUGUUUUAGGACUUUUAUGUUUAAUAUGUUUUCUUUUGUGCUUAUCAGCUGAGAGACUGAGAGUUUUGUACUCAGUUUACAAAAGUGCGUUGUUUAAAAUGUCCAAACAUUACGGCUUCUUAACAUGUAUGGUUUAUUUCUGUUUUGAUGUUCUUGGUUAUACAAUAUUGUAUUGUUGUUCUAAGUUUAUUGGCCCACAUGUAACCGUUUAUCUAAGGCUUUUCAGAAUUUCAGUUUUGGGCCAAUUGUGUCCUUGGUUCAUAUCAUGGUUGAGAUACUUCUGUGCUUUGGCAUCCAGAAUAGGAUUAUCUUAUUUCCAUCAUCAUUAUGUGCUGACGUGUGGGCCAGCUCUUUUCUUAUUUAACAUUUGAGCGUUUAAUAUCUGCUAUCUUAUUUACUAUGUUUAAAUCAGGUGAAAAUAUAG
Molecule: messenger RNA, 2120 nt
Organism: Pangasianodon hypophthalmus (striped catfish)
Lineage: Eukaryota; Metazoa; Chordata; Actinopteri; Siluriformes; Pangasiidae
Product: claudin-18-like
Exons: 5
Coding region: 385-1149 (254 amino acids)
Biological process (GO): bicellular tight junction assembly; cell adhesion
Cellular component (GO): bicellular tight junction; plasma membrane
Molecular function (GO): structural molecule activity
Source: RefSeq, a predicted model, not a curated record